AAUUAUUGUGCUGAGUCUGCAGUUAAUAAGUUAUGUCUCGGUCCAGUAAGAAAAGAAAGCGUUCCUGUACAGCCGGCGAUGGAGGAUUAGGGUUAGGCACCAGCGAACCCCCCAAUGGCGCACCUUCCAGUGGAGUCACCUUCCAAGAGAAUGACUUUAUAUGUCCAGUGUGCUUUGAUACUCUGAAGGAGGUCCAUGUCACCAUCUGUGGACACAGCUUCUGCUAUGACUGUAUCACUGAGAGUCUAGCUGGAGCCCCAGUGUGCCCGGUGUGCAAGGCAACACUACCUCUACAGAACCCAAUACAUCCCAACGUAUCUAUGAACGACUUGGUGGCAAAGUUCAGCAAUCAAACAGUUACCACGCCGACUGAAGAGGUAUAUCCUGAUAGCACAGGAGAUGUAUUGAAUGAGUUUGGAAAGGAUCUUUAUCGCUUCACUAAGUUUUCCUCUGUACAAGAGUUGGCCUCUCUACAAUAUAGUGAUACCAGCAGCAGCUCUUCCUGUGCCAUUGUCUCCAGUCUGGAGUUUGACUGUGACUGUGAAAUGUUUGCAGUUGCUGGAGUCACUAAACGAAUCAAAAUAUACUCGCUGAGGCGUGUGCUGCAAAACACUGGCUUCCAAAACCACUUUCCUGUCAAAGAAAUGGUGUCAAAUGCCAAACUGAGCUCAGUGCACUUUAACCCCUAUCUGAAGACAAUCCUCGUGUCAAGUGAUUACGCAGGAGCAGUCAAUAUUUGGGAUGUUAAUGACGGGUCAAAGGUCACAACUCAUUUGGAACAUGGAAAGAGGGUGUGGUCUGUGAUGUUUAACCCCACUGAACCUCAAUUGUUUGCCUCUGGUUCUGAUGAUGGAACAGUCAAACUCUGGGUGAACAAUCGCCAGCACAGUAUUCACACUCUGGACACUAAAGCUAACGUCUGUUGUGUCCGCUUCCAUCCCACUAAUAGAUAUCACCUAGCCUAUGGAUCUGCAGAUCACUCUGUGCAUUAUGUGGACCUACGGAACCCUGGACAAGAAUUGUUUGAGUUGAAGGGACACAAAAAAGCAGUUUCUUAUGUUCAGUUUAUGAGUGACAAUGAGUUAGUGUCAGCCUCUACUGACAGUGAGCUGACACUCUGGGACACCAACACAGGACAGUUUAGUAGGACAUACAAGGGACAUGUUAAUGAAAAGAACUUUGUGGGUCUAUCCACCUGUCGAGACUUUAUAUCUUGUGGGAGUGAGAAUAACUGUCUGUACGUGUACGGGAAACAUGUCUCCAAGCCAAUGCUCUCAUUCAAGUUUCGUCCUCCCAGUGGACCUCUGCCUGACACUAGCUCUGAAUCGAGUGGGGAUGAAUUUGUGAGUGCAGUUUGUUGGAAAAAGGAGAGUGGAGUCUUGUUGGCAGCCAACAGUCAAGGAAUCAUCAAAGUACUGCAAAUGUGCUGAACACAUGGACUAACCUCAACAUUAUUAUGUCUGUCAUCUUAUCAGUUUCAUCUACUCCUGAUUUCAUCAUAAAUGACUAAUGACGUCAUGAGUAAUUAUUCAUUGCCCAAAAUUAAUAAAGGUGAAUUUUAAUGAAAAGUACAAAACAA
This is a messenger RNA of Halichondria panicea, 1579 nucleotides long. Its product is annotated as E3 ubiquitin-protein ligase COP1-like. NCBI's taxonomy places the organism in Eukaryota, Metazoa, Porifera, Demospongiae, Suberitida, Halichondriidae. Gene Ontology annotation, molecular function: protein binding; ubiquitin protein ligase activity. Bases 33 to 1430 code for a protein of 465 amino acids. The record is from RefSeq and is a predicted model, not a curated record. The transcript has 13 exons.